UAUUGAACAUGUUGAAUCGAAAGGUGGACUGAACAUUCCCCCAAAAAAGGAAGGCACUCAAAAAAGUUGUAUAAUAUGGAAUCUUUUAUCAUUAUCCUUAUUUUGUAUAGAUUGGCAUCACUGUGUAAUGCUGCAGAUUUAUGUGAUGCUUCGCGAAGAACUGUAGUCAGCGUCAAUAAAUGUCCAGAGAAUGAAAUUGAGUGGAUGGAAGCAGCCAAAAGAAAGAACUGUACAUCACUUGCUGAAUCAUGCUCAGAACCAGAAAGAAUUGUCUACCACUGUGUCUUAAACCCCUUUGUAAAUGAAACCUUAGAAGUCUGUGUCAUUGGGAGAAAUAUUCUUUUAGGGAGAUGUACUGAGUACAGCAUUUCAGGAAAUCUGAUCCAGGAGAGUGGUAUGAACUGUAGAACAUUUCCAAAUCCUUGUCCUGUUAUUUAUCACUCCACUGAGGCAUAUAAAUAUCAAGAUUGUUACAAAUUAGUUCCUAGACCAAUAACAAGCCAACCCACAACUAAGCUCCAAGUCCAUUCAACAACAGUCAAUAACAAAUUGACAGUGAGCUCAAUAAUGCCUGAAAAUUUUACCAUUUCAGAAUUCAUUCCAGAAAGAUCAGAUAAUAAGGAUACUACUGCUUGGGCUACUGUGAUAAUUGCACUUAUUAUACUUCUUAUUGUGGCUGCUUUGAUAUAUAUAUGGAACAGAAGGCAUAAACCAAGAGAAAGGGACACAUCAAAAGCUUCCUAA
Molecule: messenger RNA, 744 nt
Organism: Saccostrea cuccullata (small rock oyster)
Lineage: Eukaryota; Metazoa; Mollusca; Bivalvia; Ostreida; Ostreidae
Exons: 7
Coding region: 76-744 (222 amino acids)
Source: RefSeq, a predicted model, not a curated record